Molecule: messenger RNA, 633 nt
Organism: Zeugodacus cucurbitae (melon fly)
Lineage: Eukaryota; Metazoa; Arthropoda; Insecta; Diptera; Tephritidae
Product: lysozyme D-like
Exons: 1
Coding region: 69-497 (142 amino acids)
Molecular function (GO): lysozyme activity
Source: RefSeq, a predicted model, not a curated record
AACACCAUAUUACCAAUAUGUAAAAUACCCACGUAACUUGCGCAAAUACUUAGUUUACAGUUGACAAUAUGAAAACCCCCAACAGUCUGUUGGUACUUUUCGCGUUGAUUGCACAAGUUUUCGGCAGCCGCCUGUUCGACCGUUGUUUGCUGGCAAACGAACUCAUACGCUUCGAAGUGCCAAAGGAGCAAUUAGCGCGUUGGAUAUGUAUUGCUGAACGGGAGAGCUCAUUCCGCACGGACGCAGUCGGCCGCACAAACCUUGAUGGUUCCAAUGACUAUGGUAUAUUCCAAAUUAACAGCAGAUAUUGGUGUCAACCGGAUAAUGGCAGUUUAUCCUUCAACGAAUGUCGUGUUAGCUGCAAUGCACUGCUGACCGAUGAUAUAAGCGAGUCACUGCAAUGUGCGCUUUACAUUUUACGCCGGCAAGGUUGGCAAUCUUGGUCUACGUGGCAAUAUUGUAAUGAAACGCUGCCCAGUGUUGAUGAAUGCUUCUGAACUUUUGUAUAUUUUUUAUGGCUGAAAAUGUUUAAACUAUCGUUGUUGUUUGUUUUAAUUUGUCUAUAAAGGUUUGUUUUGUGGUAAAUUUUAGUAUUUUUGUUUAAAUUUAAUGAAAAACAUUUGCAUUACUCAA